AUGAAAUUCCAAGAGUUCGUUGUUCAUUUGCAAAUUUCAUGUCUAAGUGAUAAAUUUUACAUUAAUUUUUUUUUUCUCUCUCUCCCUAUCUAUCUAUCUAUCUAUCUAUCUAUCUAUCUAUCUAUCUAUCUAUCUAUAAUGAUAGAGGAGUCCUUAGAAAUCCAUAGGUUUAUAUCUAUCUAUCUAUCUAUCUAUCUAUCUAUCUAUCUAUCUAUCUAUAUAUAUAUAUAUAUAUAUAUAUAUAUAUAUUUCGAGUUGAUCCCGCCUUUUGUUUUCAUUUUGCAAGAAUUGGGGCCUGUAACUAAAAAUGUAUUAUUUGACCCAUUUUCUAAUGCCCCUGGUCUGAAAAUCUAUCUAUCUAUCUAUCUAUCUAUCUAUCUAUCUAUCUAUCUAUCUAUCUAUCUAUCUAUUCGUCUGUCUCAUUCUCUUCAUAUGUAUUUAUCUCAGUCUGUUCAUAUCUAUCUAUCUAUCUAUCUAUCUAUCUAUCUAUCUAUCUAUCUAUCUAUCUAUCUAUCUCAACUUCUUUGCAUCUUUCACCGAUGGCCUCGAGCUCAGCUGCUCGCUUAUCUACGGGAAAGCACCGCUGCGCGGAUUGAAAGGUUGGCUUCAGCGGCUUCAAGCAUGUCAGCACGCCGCGCCAGGCUUUCAGUUGAAGAACGUUCACUUCAGAAUUCACAGGACACAGUCUGCGUGGCUAGGUUGAGGGCUUCAGAGUCCCCAACACAGAAAACCCUUCGUCCUUUGCGGGAUGCCACCGCCAAAGCUUGUUCCAGGGGUUUAGAAAGCCCCGAACAAACAACUUCACGUCUUCUUAGGAAUACUCGGGCUACAGCCGCCUCUAGAGCUUCGGAACAACCCCAAGAAACCGCUCAUCGUCACUUUAGAAAUGCCCUACCCACCGCGUCUACCAGAGCCUUAGAAAGUUCUGCACAGACCACUGUUCGUCCCGUUAGAAAUGCCCGCUCCACUGCAUCUGCUAGUGCCCUAGAAAGCCCUGCACAAACCACUGUUCGUCGCGUUAGAAAUGCCCGCUCUACCGCGUCUGCCAGGGCUGCAGAAAACUCUGAAGUACGCCGUCAACGGCUCGAAAACAUUAGCCAACUUGGAGCUUCUUUGAAUGGCGUAACUUCGCCGUCUGCGUCAUUUUGGUCAAAUGCCGCAUACAAUUAUGACUGCACUGUCAACUAUUCAGCUAGGAGAGACGUACAAAUAGGGGCCAUGGAUAAAGUUUGCACUUUUUGCAACGCAAAAAUGUGGGCUGCAAUACGGAAGUACAAAUGUUGCUUCCAGAUGACGUCUUUUGGUGCGAAGGCUAUUAGUGAGGAGCGAUGGAUGCCUACUUUCAAAGUGCAAGGCCAGGUUUACCACUUAAUGGGAUCAUUCUUGGCUGAUCAGGGAGAGCCACCUUCGUUCCUACAAAUUUACUUUCUCGCCGACUACAACGAGCAGGUUGAUGCGCGUCUCGGCAUUCUGCCUAGCGAUAUUUCCGUCGGUUCCCGUAGAGACAUUCUGUUCCGUCUACAAGACAUACUUCACGAAACUAACAGUUACAUCCGAAGCUUAAAGUUUGCGUUGCAAAACAACUCUUCGCCCUCUUUCAGCGUUGUCAUCGAUGCAGACAGACGGCCUCACGGCGAGCAUGAGCGUCGCUUCAAUGCUCCUGCAUGUAAUGAAGUCACCGCAGUCAUCCACGGUGAGGAGCAUAACAGCCGUGAUAUUGUCAUAAGGUACCAGGGCGGUGGUCUGUGCCGCAUCAGUGAAACCCAACGUUCAUACGACUGUCUCCAGUACCACCUCCUUUUUCCAUACGAAAGCGAUGGGUGCCGUCAACUAUUUCUUCAAUUCGCUGUUGACAUGGCUGCAAAAAUGGAGUCGGAGAGGUUAGGAUUCAUCAAGUUAAACCAAUCCAAACUUAGAACCGACUCCUAUAUUCACUUUCGUGAUGGUCUGCGUUCUGAUGGUGACACACGCAAUCUCGGCAAACCGUGCAUUUUGCCUUUCUCUUACACUGGUGGCCCUCGAUACAUGCAUGAAAGGACACAAGACGAAAUGAACUAUGUCCAUCAUUACGGGAGGGCUGAUUUGUUCGUCACGUUCACGUGCAAUCCGAAAUGGGUUGAAAUCACACGCGAACUUUUUCCAGGUCAGCAGUACUCGCACCGCCUUGACCUAAUUGCCCGCGUUUUCCGUCCAACGUCCUGGAAUGAAAGUAAUACGGUGAAACAUCUAUCUAUCUAUCUAUCUAUCUAUCUAUCUAUCUAUCUAUCUAUCUAUCUAUCUAUCUCAGUCUGUUCAUUUCUAUCUAUCUAUCUAUCUAUCUAUCUAUCUAUCUAUCUAUCUAUCUAUCUAUCUAUCAGUUGA
Molecule: messenger RNA, 2361 nt
Organism: Acanthosepion pharaonis
Lineage: Eukaryota; Metazoa; Mollusca; Cephalopoda; Sepiida; Sepiidae
Source: the annotation of a GenBank genome assembly